This is a messenger RNA of Phlebotomus papatasi, 1179 nucleotides long. RefSeq names its product protein NASP homolog (gene Nasp). Gene Ontology annotation, biological process: DNA replication-dependent chromatin assembly; CENP-A containing chromatin assembly. The record is from RefSeq and is a predicted model, not a curated record. Gene Ontology annotation, cellular component: nucleoplasm. The transcript has a single exon. Gene Ontology annotation, molecular function: histone binding. Bases 39 to 1112 code for a protein of 357 amino acids. NCBI's taxonomy places the organism in Eukaryota, Metazoa, Arthropoda, Insecta, Diptera, Psychodidae.
GGAAGCGCUUGCGUGACAGUGGAAAUCGGCGCCUCACAAUGGCAUCAUCGAGUCGGGAGCAGUCUCAAGAAGAAAUUGACCGUGCUAAGGAAUUAUUUAGUUCUGGCACAAGAAAUUACUAUGUGAAGGACUACGAUCGUGCCGUUGAGGAUUUGAGUCAGGUGUGUACCCUCUAUUCAGAUGUCUAUGGAACUACGGCCGAUGAACUCGGAGCGCCGUAUCUCUUGUACGCCAAAGCGUUAAUAGGCCUGGCUCAGAAUGAGGUGAAGCUGAUUGAUAUCCCAGAGGGUGAGGACGAUGAGGAUUCCGAGUCUGAGUCCUGUGAUGAAGAGGAUGACGCCAAGGGAAAGAAGGAUGAUGAAGGAGAAUCUUCUGAGGCUGCGGGAAAAUCAGAAAAGCCAUCUUCCAGCAAGAAAAAGAAGGAUGACGAUGAUGAUGAUGAGGAUGAAGAGGAGGAAAAUGAAGAGCAAACCACCAAUCCUGAGUCUACAGAGGAAGAUAUAACGAAUUUGCAGUUGGCUUGGGAAAUUCUGGAGUUGGCUGUUACUAUCUUCACGUCACGCGGAGAAAGUGGAAAAUCUCAAUUGGCUGAGUGCCAUUCAGAAUUGGCGGAAAUUUCUUUUGAGAACAACAACUAUGAGGAAGCUGUGAGAGAUUUUACAAAGGCACGGGAUCUUUUGGUUACUCUUCCGGAAGCUAAUCACCGUCAAUUGGCGGAGUUGUAUUACAAAAUGGGACUCUCCCAUAUGAUGCUGAAUGCCUUCAAUGACUCCAUUUCGGCUCUAAAUAGUGCCUGCGAGUGUCUGGAUAAGGUGAUUGCGGAGAACAAGGAGAAGGGUGCUCCUGAGGAUGAGAUAACAGAACUUAUAGCCGAAUUGGAGGAUAGCAAGAAGGAUAUUUACUGCAAAAUUGAAGAGAUUAGAGCUUCAAAGAUGGCUGUAUUGGAGGAUAUUAGGAAGACAUGUGGAUCUCCUGAGCCUUCAGAUGCCCUGCCUAGCAAAACUCCCCCCACCCAGCAGCCCACAAACAUCUCUCAUUUGAUCAAGCGAAAGAAACCCGAUUCAUCGCCAUCAGGAAGCGGAAGCAGCAGCAAAAUGCCCAAAGUAGACUGAUGCUUUUUUGCAAAAUUGUUGUUUUCUCAAAGUAUCUCGCUGAAAUAAAACUUUUUAACCGUGAAAA